AUGGACCACCGCCAGGCAGAUAUCAUGCUUGCCACGCAGCGCCACUCUCUGAUAGCUCAGUGGCUGCUGUCAGACGUGGAGCCUGGAUGUCAGCGAGGGUCAUCAGAUGGAUGUUCCAAUGACAACCCGGCGGCUUCCGUCAGCUCUGACGGUGACCCAUUCCUGACGAACGAAGGAAACUGUUCAAUGUCAACCAUCGGCAAUCGAUCGGGAAUACCAGGUUGUCAGGCACAAAAGAAGAGAAGAAUCAAAAUGGUCUCCUUCAAGAACCUCCUCACUGCCGGCCUUCUGGCCUCCUCCGCCGUGGCCGCACCCCACGGCCACCAGCACCGCCACGUCGAGAAGCGCUCCAGCACCAAGCGCGGAGCCGCCUACAACGAUGUCUCGGCCGUGCAAGCCCUCGGCAGCGAUGGCUCGAUUUCCUGGGCAUACGACUGGAACAUGUUGGCCUCGGGUACUCUGCCCUCCGGCGUCGAGUUCGUGCCCAUGCUCUGGGGUAGCAAGAUGUUCGGCGGCUGGCUAUCAGCCAUCGAGACGGCCCUUGCCAGCGGCAGCACGUACAUUCUGGGCUUCAACGAGCCUGACAAUAGCGGCCAGUCCGCCAUCGGCAAGGCCAAGCUGGUUUCCCCCGGUGUCACCAACAGCGGUUCUGCCGGCCAAGGCUUGGACUGGAUGAACAAUUUCCUGCAGUCCUGCACGGACUGCGGCAUCAGCGCCCUCGCCGUGCACUGGUACGGUAACUCCGCCGAGGAGUUCAAGGUCUUCGUCAACCAGGCCAUCUCGUUCGCUUCCGAGAAGGGCCUUGAGAGUGUCUGGAUCACCGAGUUUGCCCUCAACAACGACAUCAGCACCGGCGCUUCGUCUAGCGAGUCCGAGCAGUUCCUCAGCGAGGUCCUCCCCUGGUUGGACUCGCAGCCCAUGGUCGCCCGCUAUGCCUACUUCAUGUGUGCGAACAACUACCUGAUCAGCGGAAGUGAUCUCACCUCCACUGGACAUAUCUAUGUUUCUUAG
Molecule: messenger RNA, 1011 nt
Organism: Aspergillus novofumigatus IBT 16806
Lineage: Eukaryota; Fungi; Ascomycota; Eurotiomycetes; Eurotiales; Aspergillaceae
Product: glycoside hydrolase family 128 protein
Exons: 5
Coding region: 1-1011 (336 amino acids)
Biological process (GO): fungal-type cell wall polysaccharide metabolic process
Cellular component (GO): fungal-type cell wall
Source: RefSeq, a predicted model, not a curated record